AUGGCAAAAUGUACCAGCAAUGAACCACUUGCUAUUGUGCACGAAUACUUUCAAGCCAGUGAUUUUAUCAUCGGUGGCAUCACAUCUCUUAUCACCAUCCCUACAGUUCCUCCUACCUUUGGUGAAGAUCCUCACUAUUCAUUUAAUGAUGACUUUCUCAGCAUUCUUACCAAGUACUAUCAACAUAUCUUGGCUCUGAUAUUUGCUGUGAAGGAGGUCAAUGAAACACCUCAUAUCUUACCGAACAUCACUCUAGGAUUCAGAAUCUAUGAUAACUAUGCUGGAACAUAUACGUCAUAUGCCACAAUGAAACUUUUCUCCAGGCAGAAGAAAUUUAUCCCCAAUUUUAAGUGUGAGAUCCAGAACAAACUCAUUUCAGUCAUCGGAGCACUUUAUUCUGGAAUCUCUUUCAAGAUGGCACGUGUUUUGAGCAUCUACAAAGUUCCACAGAUCACAUAUGGUUCUCCUCUGCAUAAAAAUGAGGGCUCUGAACCACAUUCUUUCUAUCAGAUGGCCCCAAAUGAAGCCCACCAAUACACGGCAAUUGUCCAGCUUUUUUUGCACUUCAGAUGGACAUGGAUUGGAAUACUAUUUAAAGAGGAAGAUGGAGAAAGAUUUGUGCGUACUAUUUCCUCCAUGUUUUCUCCUCAUAGAAUCUGUCUUGCUUUCUUGAAAAGACUUAAGCCAUUUUAUCUAGGUACCAUUCUUGAUGACCUGGAUUGGCUAGUGGAAAUGUACCUUUUCUUGAUGAGAAGUAAUGCCAAUGUUGUGAUAAUUUAUGAAAGAAAUAUGAUGAUUUUGAGAAUGUUACUUUAUCUGCCACAAAUGGAAUUAGUGCCUAAGGAACCAAAAGGGAAAGUGUGGAUCAUGGUGGCUCAGAGUGAUCUUGCAUCAUAUUUCUAUCAAAGGAAGUGGGAUAUCCAAGUAUUUUAUGGUGCUCUGUCCUUCACUGUUCAUUCAAAUGAGGUUCCAGGUUUCCGACAGUUUCUUCAGACUGUAAAUCCUUUAUCAAGAGAUGAUGGUUUUAUCAAAAAUGUAUGGGCAUAUGCAUUUGCUUGUGUGUUUCCCAAACUGCUUCCAACUGAGAAAACCAAUGAUCCCUGCAGUGGGCAGGAAAAGUUGGAGACACUUCCUGGAGCUUUUUUUGAAAUGACUAUGAGUAGUUAUAGCUAUGGUGUAUACAAUGCAGUCUAUGCAAUAGCACAUGCUACACAGGCCAUGUGGUCACACCAUUUCAGACAGAGAAAAACCCUAAAUAGAGGAAAAUCAUUUCUUCAAGAUCUACAGCCAUGGAAGCUCCACUCUUUCUUGAAAAAAAUCGUAUUUAACAAUAGUGCAGGUGAUCAGAUUUCUUUUGAUCAGAAUAGAGAAUUGGAAUGUGGAUUUGAUAUUGUAAACUGGGUCACAUUCCCAAACCAAUCUAUUCAUCAUGUCAAAGUCGGAAAGCUAAUACCUUGGGCUUUUUCAAGCAAGAUCUUUACCAUCCAUGAUGAUGCCCUUACUUGGCACAGCAGUUUUAACCAGACCCUGCCCACUUCGUCAUGUACAGAGAGCUGUCUCCCUGGUUAUUUCAAACAAAAGCAAGAAGGAAAGCAGUUUUGCUGCUAUGAUUGCUUCCUGUGUCCUGAAGGGAGAAUUUCAAGCCAGCAUGACACAGAUGCCUGCUCUGAAUGCCCACAAGAUCAAUAUACAAGCAAGAAGCGUGACUCAUGCAUUAGGAAGACAAUGACCUUUCUGUCCUUUGAUGAUCCUUUGGGAAUGAGCUUAGCUAUAUUAGCCAUUUCCUUUUCUCUCUUCACUCUUUUAGUACUAGUAACAUUUGUGAAACAUCACAACACCCCCAUUGUCAAAGCCAACAACCGGGAUCUCACCUACAUGCUCCUUGUGUCUCUAUUGCUCUGCUUCCUCUGUACAUUUCAGUUCCUCAUUCCACCUGGGAACAUAAUUUGUCUCUUCCGACAAAUGAGCUUUGCCAUUGUCUUCUCUAUGGCUGUAUCUUGUGUGUUGGCCAAAACCAUUAUUGUGCCUUUAGCAUUCAUGGCCACCAAACCAGGAUCCAGGGUACGGAAGUGGGUGGGGAGGAAACUGGCCAUCUCCAUUGUCCUUUCUUGUUCCCUUAUUCAGGAAGCCAUUUGUACAAUUUGGUUGGCAACAUUUCCUCCCUUCCCAGAAAUGGACCUACAUUCAGAAACUACAGAAGUUAUAUUACAAUGCAAAGAAGGCUCAGUAACUAUGUUUUACUCUGUCUUGGGUUACAUGGGCUUCCUGGCAAUUUCCAGUUUUACAGUGGCUUUUCUUUCUAGGAAUCUCCCCAGCAGUUUCAAUGAAGCAAAAUUUAUCACUUUCAGCAUGUUGAUCUUUUGUAGUGUUUGGAUAUCUUUCGUUCCAAGCUAUUUGAGUACCAAGGGGAAAUACAUGGUAGCUGUGGAAAUAUUUUCCAUCUUGACCUCAAGUGCUGCACUACUGGGUUGCAUCUUUUUCCCAAAAUGUUUCUUAAUUUUUCUGAGGCCACACUUAAAUGUCAGGGAAGAGUUCAUAAGAAAAAAACUUUGA
Molecule: messenger RNA, 2553 nt
Organism: Ahaetulla prasina
Lineage: Eukaryota; Metazoa; Chordata; Lepidosauria; Squamata; Colubridae
Product: vomeronasal type-2 receptor 26-like
Exons: 6
Coding region: 1-2553 (850 amino acids)
Biological process (GO): G protein-coupled receptor signaling pathway
Cellular component (GO): membrane
Molecular function (GO): G protein-coupled receptor activity
Source: RefSeq, a predicted model, not a curated record